This is a messenger RNA of Asparagus officinalis (garden asparagus), 1103 nucleotides long. RefSeq names its product 3-oxo-Delta(4,5)-steroid 5-beta-reductase-like. NCBI's taxonomy places the organism in Eukaryota, Viridiplantae, Streptophyta, Magnoliopsida, Asparagales, Asparagaceae. The coding region runs from base 363 to 926 and encodes 187 amino acids. The transcript has 2 exons. The record is from RefSeq and is a predicted model, not a curated record.
CCACCUUUCGAGGCCCCUCCGCCAGCUGGCCGGUCACGUGACCCACCUCUUCUGGUCACGGUCGCCGAGCUCGAGCACGGACGAAGCCACGUGCGGCGCCAACUCGGCGAUGCUGCUGAACUGUGCUCGACGCGCUGACGUGUGGCCGGGGUGGGUCCCGACUCCGUCACGUGGCGUUGCAGACCGGCAGCAAGCAUUACUAUCUGAGCCUACUGGGAGACCAGGCCCAGAUUAACCUCCACGUGCCGUUCAGGGAGGACUUGCCUCGUUGUUCUUGCAGGCUAUUCUACUACGACCUCGAGGACAUAUUGGUAAAUUACCCGCGCAACCUGGCGUGGUCCGUACACAGACCGUCGCUGAUAAUGGGCUCGUCGGAUCGGAGCCUGUACAACGUGCUGCUCACGCUCGCCACGUACGCACUGAUCUGCAGGCACGAGCGGGCCCCAUUCCUGUUUCCCGGCUCCUCGUACAUGUGGCGCCACUUCUGCGACGUCUCAGACGCGGACCUGAUAGCGAGCCAGCAAAUCUGGGCGGGGACCACUCCGAGCGCGGCGAACCAGGCGUUCAACUGCGUCAACGGCGACGUGUUCACGUGGAGAAGCUUCUGGAAGGCUCUCUGCGAGUUGUUCCGCGUGGAGUUCGUGGAGUGCGAGUCGGAGGGCGGGGCGCCCGACUGGAGCAGUAGGAUGGCGGGGAAAGGGCCGGUUUGGGCCGAGAUCGUGGAGGAGAACGGGCUGAAGAAGACCAGGUUGGAGGAGAUCGCCUGCUUCGGGGCUGUUGGGUGUAUACUGAACUUUGGGUUCCAGCACGUGAGCUGCAUGAACAAGAGCAGGGAGUAUGGGUUUGUUGAGAGCGUGGAUACUUUGAAGAGCGUGGCCAAAUGGGUGUUUAGGCUCAGGGAAAUGGGUGUGAUCCCUAGAGAUUGAGCGAGAUGGCCGGAGUAAUUCUAUCGGAAACCUGCACGUAGCUAAUAAAUUCUCGGAGGCUUCUUGCGGCUUUCGAAUUUAUUGAUAUUUUCUAGGUGUUUGGCUUUAUUAUUAUUAUUGUUAUCUGUACUGAUGAACUGUUCCUACUUGGAAUUAUGGUUGUUUGCGAUAAUUUAA